This is a messenger RNA of Theileria annulata, 378 nucleotides long. RefSeq lists its product as uncharacterized. NCBI's taxonomy places the organism in Eukaryota, Apicomplexa, Aconoidasida, Piroplasmida, Theileriidae. The record is from RefSeq and is a predicted model, not a curated record. The coding region runs from base 1 to 378 and encodes 125 amino acids. The transcript has 2 exons. Gene Ontology annotation, biological process: mitochondrial electron transport, ubiquinol to cytochrome c.
AUGUCGGUGUUGAAAUAUCAGAGUCGGAGGUUCUUCUCAGUGAUGGGAAGGGACAGCGCCGACCUCUCUUCCAAGAUUUCGAAGAGAAUGACGCCAAAGUAUACACAAAAACCACUGGGAAGUUACCCGUUUCCGCCCGAACAUGAAAUGCUCUGGAAAAACAGGAGGACUAUUCUCGGGGGUUACUUUCAGCAUUCAAUCUCGCCUUUUCAACUUAAAUUUGUAUAUCCACUCAUACACCAAGGGCCUGCAAGAGUGUGGGCUAAGCUUUCUCAGACGUUCUGGUGGGUAAUCUGGCCACUUUCUAUGGGAUACCUAGGCUUCAAAACAAUUGAAAAAUUGCAUCAAAAAUACUUAAAACGACAUAACUAUUUUUAA